UAAAGAUAACAUCUGAUAAGAUUAUUAUCAGUAAACGAUAAUCGCAAAUUCUUUGCGUUGUUAUAUCCAAAAGCGUGUAAACCUAAAAUAAAUGUGUUUCAUUUUUCUAAUGUUGGCGAUAAUGUCAAUUAGCGCGAAAUCAGAUCGAAGAUAAAAAAUCUGAUAAAAAUAUUAUCAAAUAGUGAUAAGAGCAAUUCCUUUUAAAAUACAAUAAAAACAGUGCUUAUUAAAAGAUGAUUUCGUUUUGUGUGAUUUUUUUGACACUUUUUGUGCACUUUUCCAUUCAGCAAUAUACAGGGAGUCUUGAAAUAGUGUCCGAUUUGGUGCCACAAGAUUGUUUCAGUCAAGGCCUCGACUAUUUCAAUGAGGAUGUUUCAAAAAUUGGUUUACCCAAAUGUGAUAAAUUUUCUAGACCAGGUAUUUGUGAUAAAUAUUACGGAACAUCGUAUAAAAGUGUGAUUUACAAACCUACCGAAUGUGCGAAAGAUGGAAAAUUUGGGGCCAAACAAUGCAAAGGGGAAUACACAACUGGAAGGUGUUUUUGUUUUGGGGCCGGUGGGGAAAGGUUGUUUGGUCAACAGUGGCAAAAUCAGGCCGAAAAUAUGACUUGUGCUUGUAGUCGCAAAAAGGCAGACAUGGCCGACUCUGUUUAUUUCAAUAGUUUGCACUGUGACACCAUGGGUAAUUACGAACCCCUCCAGUGUGACAUUAUUAGUGAACAAUGUUGGUGUGCGGACACUCAAACCGGAGAUUUAACCUCGCCGGUGGUUCCCCUAAAAGCAAUGUCGAAACUGCCAUGUUACGAUUCUGCCUCCGUGGGGGGCCAAUACCUGCGACAGUGCGAGAGCAAACUCUACGCCCAAAAACGCGUUCUCUAUGAACUGAAAUUGCAUGGAACUGUUGCAAGUUAUGUGGAUUUUUUGUGUGAUGAUGAUGGGAGUUACGGGGCUUACACUUAUGUGGAUGGGGCAGUUUAUUGCACCUGGAGGGACAAUAGUAAAAUUGGGUCCUGGGCUUCGGAUGGUAACGAUGCGGUCGAUUGCAAUUGUGCAAGGGAUAGCAAGAUUUAUGAAGAAGCGGGAAAAAGUCAAUCGUUGAAGUGUGAACCUAGUGGGAAUUAUAAAAACUUGCAAAAAACAGGGACAAAGGGCUAUUGUGUGGACUUGGAUGGGUACAGAAAAUCCCCGGUUGCUGACAAUGUGACAGAUGAGGCCCUUUGUGCAAAUUAUUUAGCGUACCAUUAAAAAACUAAUUAUUCUUCUCUGUAAAAUAAUGUUUUUUUUUAUUAAAAAUUUAAAU
Tribolium madens (black flour beetle) is the source of this 1299-nucleotide messenger RNA. RefSeq lists its product as uncharacterized. Bases 234 to 1244 code for a protein of 336 amino acids. The transcript is spliced from 7 exons. Gene Ontology annotation, biological process: cell-matrix adhesion. Gene Ontology annotation, cellular component: basement membrane. NCBI's taxonomy places the organism in Eukaryota, Metazoa, Arthropoda, Insecta, Coleoptera, Tenebrionidae. The record is from RefSeq and is a predicted model, not a curated record.